AUUAAAAUAAAAAAAAAAUGGAGGCGAAAAAUAGCUCCUUAGCUCUCAUUUUCUCCAUCUUAGUUCUGGUGGUGGCGGCCUCAUUCCCACAGCUCAUUUCCGGCCAAAACUGUGGUUGCAAUGGCCUGUGCUGUAGCAAGUGGGGUUACUGUGGCAUGGGCGAUCCCUACUGCGGUGACGGCUGCCGGGAGGGCCCUUGCUACUCCUCCUCAGGCGGCGGCAGCAGCGGUGGUGGUAGCAGCGGCGGCGGUUCUAGUGUUUCUGAUAUCGUGAGUGAUGCUUUCUUCAAUGGGAUCGCGAAUCAAGCCGGUUCGGGGUGUGAAGGAAGAGGGUUCUACACUCGAUCAGCGUUUCUUAACGCUGCGAAUUCGUAUUCUGGAUUCGGAACCACUGGUUCUACGGAUGAUGCUAAGAGGGAGAUUGCUGCUUUCUUUGCUCAUGUCACCCAUGAGACUGGACACUUUUGCUACAUAAAUGAGAUAAACGGGGCAUCACAGAAUUAUUGCGACGACAAGAACUUCCCCCAAUAUCCAUGUGUACAAGGAAAAGGCUACUAUGGAAGAGGUCCUCUCCAACUAUCAUGGAACUACAACUAUGCAGCUGCUGGAAACAGUAUAGGUUUCGAUGGUUUAGGGAAUCCAGAUAUUGUGGCCCAAGACAAUGUGAUUUCAUUCAAAACUGGGUUGUGGUUUUGGAUGAACAACUGCCAUUCCGUCAUCAAUUCUCAAGGAUUUGGGGCUACAAUCCAGGCAAUUAACGGUCGGAUCGAGUGCAAUGGUGGAAAUUCAGGAGCUGUUAAUGCUAGGGUUGGGUAUUACCAAGAUUAUUGUCGCCAACUUGGUGUCGAUCCCGGUGCUAAUCUCUAUUGUUAAGAUGCAUAUAAUGUCCUUUGCACAAACCGUUUUAGGCACCGAAAAUAAUUGUACUGGUGAUAUUACAUGGGCCAUAAUCGAAACCCUAAGCGUAAUGUUCCCCAUAAUAAAGCAACUUUUCAGAUUUCCUAUUAUUUUUUUUAUAAGAUUAUCUAUCUCGCAAGUAAUAAAAUAUGGUUAUGAAGUUU
Molecule: messenger RNA, 1060 nt
Organism: Oldenlandia corymbosa var. corymbosa
Lineage: Eukaryota; Viridiplantae; Streptophyta; Magnoliopsida; Gentianales; Rubiaceae
Source: the annotation of a GenBank genome assembly